CAUUAACAUAUUCAACUUGAACUCUUGUCACAGCAUCAUAGUCAUUUUUGUCUCACCAAACAACAAAGAAAUUGAAGAGGAAACAUCAAAGAUGGGUCUGCUUGGAAAAAACUUCACUUCAAAAAUAAGAAAUAUGGCAACACUUGCUGUAUCUAGGAUUUCAAUCUUGAAGAACCACCACAAAGCUCGAGCUUCUUAUGCCUACUCUGAUGUUGCUCAACUCCUUCGCCUUGGUUACCAUGACCGUGCUCUACUUCGAGUGGAGCAUUGGAUAAGAGAACAGAACAUACUGGAUGUGUUUGAUAUGAUAGAAAUUUACUGUAACUACCUAAGAGAAAGUGCAGAACUACUUGAGAAGAACAGGGAUUUUCAUAAUGAGCUCAAGGAAGCAACAUCUAGCCUUAUCUUUGCAUCUUCAAGGUGUGGAGAAUUUCCAGAACUGCACAAGAUUCAAGAGAUUUUGACAUCAAAGCUUGGGAAGGAGUUUGCGGAUGAAGCUAUUGAGUUGCAUAGAAAUAAUGGAGUGAAUGCUAAGAUGAUAGAAAAGCUUUCAACAAGAGGGCCUAACAUGGAAAUCAGAAUGAAAGCGCUGAGGCAGAUUGCUGCAGAAAUUGGUGUUACUUUGCAUUUUGAGCAGGAACCUAUAUUGACAAAUGUGAACAAAUGGCAAGGUGAAGUGAAAACCAAACAAGGGAGCAGUGCUAAUGAUCCUAAGCAUAAGAAUGUAACCAUGGAAGAGGGUUCAUAUGAUAGGAACAAGGAUAGAACCAAAGAAGCCUUGGAAGAAUUUCAUUCAAUUCAAAAUCCAAAUUCAAGAGAUAGCAUGAAAACAUCAUCAAGGAACUCUAAGUUAAUUCCCAAUGAAAAGGUCAAGGGAGAUUCAAAUCAUGAAGACUCUGUUGAAGAAAGAACAAACCCUUCUAUAGUAACAACUCAUUUUCCAAAGCAGAAUCGAACGCAGCAUGAUCAUGUAGAUUGGAAGAUCAUGUCAGUUAGGACAAGAUGAACACAGAGAUGAACAAUUGUUGUAUUUAUUUUUGAAAAACAUUUGUUGUUUCAUUUGUAUAACAUUUGGAAUUAAGAUGCAAAAGUUUUUGGAUA
This is a messenger RNA of Arachis duranensis, 1101 nucleotides long. RefSeq lists its product as uncharacterized. The record is from RefSeq and is a predicted model, not a curated record. NCBI's taxonomy places the organism in Eukaryota, Viridiplantae, Streptophyta, Magnoliopsida, Fabales, Fabaceae. The transcript has 5 exons. Gene Ontology annotation, biological process: protein transport. The coding region runs from base 92 to 1006 and encodes 304 amino acids.